Molecule: messenger RNA, 1797 nt
Organism: Vespula pensylvanica (western yellowjacket)
Lineage: Eukaryota; Metazoa; Arthropoda; Insecta; Hymenoptera; Vespidae
Product: glyoxylate reductase/hydroxypyruvate reductase-like
Exons: 6
Coding region: 135-1094 (319 amino acids)
Cellular component (GO): cytosol
Molecular function (GO): hydroxypyruvate reductase (NADH) activity; glyoxylate reductase (NADPH) activity; hydroxypyruvate reductase [NAD(P)H] activity
Source: RefSeq, a predicted model, not a curated record
GUAUGAUUUGCGCUUGCGUGAAUAAUCCAAUCGAUCUUAGUUAUAUAACACGUUCGAGCUGUACUACACGUUAGUCUCUACGUGAUUACCAACGCGAAACAAGUUUAGUUUUAAAACACGUUUGGAAAUCAAAUAUGGUAAGGCCUCGUGUUUUACUUACAAGCAGCGACGUACCAUCUCUUGGAGUCGAUCUUUUACAAACUAAAUGUGACGUUACGAUCAUUCAAAAUGAAAAAAGUUCACGAGAAGAUGUCUUACAAACUCUUCCCGGGUAUGACGCUGUUUUGAUUACUGGUCAUCACAAUGUAAAUACCGAAUUUUUAAAUAUCGCAGGACCUAAUUUAAAAGUCAUAUCUACUAUCUCGGCUGGCUAUGAUCAUUUGGACGUUCCCGAAAUUAAACGACGUGGUAUUAAGGUCGGUCAUACACCUCAGGUUUUGUCAGCCGCAGUUGCAGAAAUUGCAGUCAUGUUGACUUUAUGUGCAGCUCGACGAAGUCACGAGGGACGUUUAAAAUUAGAAGAAGGAAAUGUGAAAACUACGUUUAACUGGUUACUUGGACAGGAUUUACGUAAUUCUACGGUAGGAAUAGUUGGAUUAGGAAGUAUUGGUCAAGCUGUACUUGUACGUUUGGUGCCAUUUGGAGUAGGAACUUUUUUAUAUACUGGUCAUUCGGAAAAAAAAGCGGGAAAGGAUUUAGGUGCUAAGUUUGUAUCUUUAGAUGAACUUCUUGCACAAAGUGAUUUCGUUAUUGUUGCUACUCCAUUGACCAAUGAAACUCUUGGUUUAUUUAACGAUACUACUUUCGGUAAAAUGAAAAAAAAUUCCGUGUUUGUCAAUGUCGGACGUGGAAAAGUUGUAGAUACGGAUGCAUUGGUAAAAGCAUUGAAAAAUCAUACAAUUUUUGCUGCGGGUUUAGAUGUUACAGAUCCUGAACCAUUACCAAAAGAUCAUGAAUUACUUAAACUUCCCAAUGCUGUAAUUAUACCACACUUAGGUAGCGCCACUACAAAAACUCGCAACGAUAUGUCUAUAAUUGCAGCCCAAAAUAUUCUCAACGGAUUAGAUGGCAAACCUUUAGUUUAUGAAUUAUAAGUAUUAAUGGAUUUAUUACAAGUUACAAAGGAUGGAUAAAACUAUUUAACAAGCAUUUACUUUGAUGAUUUUUAUAUGAAUUUAAGGUGCCAAUAUAUAUUACAUAGCAAAAAAGUCAUUAAUUUUUAAUAAUUUUAUGAUGUUAUAUGAAUAAGUCUAUAUAUAUAUAUUUGAUGUUAUUUACAUUUUAUCCCAUAUGUAUUAUACGUCGUUUAAUAAACUAAUAUAGUUUGACAUUAAACAAAUAUAAUGACAUAUUUUAUAGUGAAUUGUUUUAUAAAGCAUGUUAUUUCUGAAUAUGUUAUUACAAGAUCUUUCAAUAGAAAUAUGCAUGCGUAUGCUGUAAAUUAUGUACUUCCUUAUUAAAUUAUCUCAUCAAAAAUAAUACAUUUAACGAAUACAAUCUUAUAAAAAGAGAGAAAAACUAAUCAUUCAUGAAACAAUAUCGAUAAACAAAUGUAGAAUAAUAUAGGUACUGUACAUAACAAUGCCUAAUAACAUAUCAAUUAUCCUUCGAGAGAUACACACAAGUGCUUCGAAGAAUAUUUAUUAUUUAUCACCCAUAGUGAACUACAGGUAACCAUCAGGCUUCUACCACUGCACUUUUUAAGUUACUCAAAAUUGGUUCAAUUUUAUUCUCUAAGGAUAAAAUAUGACCUGUAUUACAAUUAUGACUAGCAAUAAAGCUUAUAACCAAUGGUAA